GUGGAAACUCUUAAUAGGGAUACAGCGAUCUAUGCAAGUUGCGUAACUCGACCGGUUUACUUCCAAAGUUUCCUCGAAACAUUUCAACAUUCCCUUCUUCGUUAUUAUAGGGGAUGUCCGGACGCGAGAUAGGAUCGCGAUUUUUUUUGCGCAAGGACCUUAGGAAGUCAUGAAAUAACUUUAGUUUAAUAGUUCAAGUUUUGCAAUUUUUCCAAUUCCUUCCAUUCCUUUGUUCGAGAUACCUAUUAGAAUCCAUGCUGGCACGCGUAGCCUCACCAACCCGUGUUCAAGUAUAAUCGCGCAGCUUGCGCUCAAUUCUAUAACGAUUUGACCUUCUCUUGACUAGGUUAGCUUGUUACUUUUUCUGGCCGAUAAACCUUUGCAUCGUAUCCUCAACUGCAAUAUGAGGGGCCACGGUUCGGCCUUAGGGCUACGAAUAGGUCCACGACGAAUCUCAUUCCUCCUCGUCCUCCUCGGCUUAUUCGCCCUGUUCACCCUCCUUUUUACACUGCCCAAUUCAAUACCGACUGGGCCAAGUCUUUCAAAGUCGAUUGCCGAUCAUAAAUUCUCCAUACCGAAAUACAAGGAUAAGCUUUCGUCAAGUAUAUUGAACCCCUUCCGACCGGCUUUUCACAAGCCUGCGGAACAGAAGAACUCAACAUAUGGGGAAAGCUCAUGGUAUUCAAAUUGGAACUGGAGGAAUCCCUUUUCUUCGUCUAUCACGUUGGACGAGAAUCGAUCUCUCCUCCCACCUCUGAAGGAAAGGGCUCCUAUUUAUUGCUACUACGAUACCACUGUUCAGCGGGAUGCAUCUACAAAGGAGGCUGAUAGCGCGCUAUUGUUGACAUGGAGACGCGCCUGGUGGGCUAAGGGGUUUAAGCCAAUCAUCCUGAGCGCGGCAGAGGCUAUGAAUAAUCCGCUUUAUGACGAGCUUCAGAGAUUGGACGUGGAGCCGAGUUUUAAGAAAGACAUGAUGCGCUGGCUUGCAUGGGAGAAUAUGGGCGGCGGACUUCUCGCACAUUAUCUGUUACUCCCCAUGGCGGCCUACGAGGACUCUUUACUCUCAUUUCUACGAAGGGGAGAGUAUCCGGGCUUAACGAGGUGGGAGGAUAUUGAUAAUGCUUUAUUCGCUGGUCCCAAAGUUCAAAUCGCCGACACCAUUGUUCAAGCGCUCCGAGACCCCAAGAAUAAAUCCGCUAAAGACGUGGUUUCUGCGGUUAGCAGCGAAACUUUCCGCGUUGAUCCGUCUCAUGAUUCGCUAGCAUUUUACGAUACUAAGACUAUCGAGAAGACCUACCAAAAGAUCGCAGAAGAAGUCGCAGCAGAUCGUGAUAAGGGCAUGAAGAGCUUAAACGGCCUUAUUAACUUUCAUCUACAUAAUACCUGGCAAGAUAUUUUUGGCAGCGGUAUAGCAGUCCUCAAGCCUAUGCCAACUCACACUACGCACAUGAUCGAGCAAGCCUUAGACCUAGCAACUAGACUCGCGAUCUGUAGUGAUAGUCCAAUGCCGGCAUCGUGCCCGCCAAAUCUUCCAAAGUGCUCGCCUUGUGUGUCCUCUCAUCCUAUGAAGAUUUCGACCCCGGCGCGUUAUAGGAACAAUACGGACUUGUAUACUAUAGGAACAGUACCACACCCGUAUACACUGCGCACGUUAGACACGCUCCGAAAUAAUCUGGAUAUUGCUUAUAUUAGGCGAGAGAUCAAAAGACGUGACGAAUGGCUCUACCUCGUCUUCCAGGAGCUCCUGGGCACGGGCAUACCCGGAUCGGUGCGCGUACUUAAAUUUAAGGAUGCUGUGGCUGGUGAGUACGCAGCGUCACACUCCCUCUGGUUGACGGCCGAGAAAGAAUCACUUCCGGAUGACCUAGAUUGGUGGUUCGGUUUCGAAAUCCCGAGUAACAUGACCGACGACGGGAAGUCGGAGACUCCGGUUCCAGGCCCGGAGCGUCGUCCGAAACCACAGCACGAUCCGGCAGAUGGACCGAUCGCCUCUGAUGAUGACCUCUUGCGUGAGCCGAGCCUUUUAAAUAGGGCGCGGGAAGUGAUGAAGAGCAAGGUUCAAGAGGACGAACGUGUACGGAGUGCUAUUGAAGCCUGGAAUCUAGCGGACACAGAGGCCUGGCGAUUUGCUAAGGCGUUCCUAGCACGUUCUAGGGUGGAGAGGCUUAAAUGGGAGGAAGAGGAGAGUAAAUAUGCUGGAGGUGUAGGAAGUGAAUCUGGAGGACGGGGAUCUAGUUGGCUUCGCUGGGGUGACGAUGAGAACGGAGAGGACUGAUUGAGUAUAUACGAGGCAUUGAUGAUAUGUACGGGUGGCAAUGGAUGUAUAUUUGGGCUCGAGUGUAUUGGCCGUGGCCAAAUGCCCACGAUAGCAUGGAGUUUACGCGUUGUGGAUCUGUUAG
Molecule: messenger RNA, 2399 nt
Organism: Daldinia decipiens
Lineage: Eukaryota; Fungi; Ascomycota; Sordariomycetes; Xylariales; Hypoxylaceae
Exons: 1
Coding region: 404-2275 (623 amino acids)
Source: RefSeq, a predicted model, not a curated record